Molecule: messenger RNA, 4300 nt
Organism: Pungitius pungitius (ninespine stickleback)
Lineage: Eukaryota; Metazoa; Chordata; Actinopteri; Perciformes; Gasterosteidae
Gene: grm2b
Product: glutamate receptor, metabotropic 2b
Exons: 6
Coding region: 711-3389 (892 amino acids)
Biological process (GO): regulation of synaptic transmission, glutamatergic; G protein-coupled glutamate receptor signaling pathway
Cellular component (GO): plasma membrane
Molecular function (GO): group II metabotropic glutamate receptor activity
Source: RefSeq, a predicted model, not a curated record
CGCCACGAAGCGCGGUGAGGUGACGGAGACGCGCGCGCGCUGCGCCUACUCGUUGCGCUCAUUAUAACCGAGAAAGAGAGAGAGAGGGAGAGAGGGAGAGAGGGGGGGAAGGGGGGAAAGGGAGGCGCGGGGAUUCCUCAACACUUUAAGUUCAUCCGUUCCACUCGCCGACUAUAGAUCAUAAUUGCAAUCCGUCCGUUUCCCUCCACUCGACGCUCAGCCGCACGAGAGACGAACCCGCCGCUCCAUCACAACGGUCGAUGCGUGCGGACGCACGUGCACGUGGGCGGUGGGGGCUGUGUUGCUCCGCUCCGUAGGCUUCGCCGUUCACGCCGCCGGGGCCGGCAGACACGAGUUGGAGAGCGACCCGAGCGGAGUUUGACGGACUUGCCGGUGAGAGAAAACACUUUCAGAACCAAGGACAGAUCCGACCCGCGUGCCCGGGCGAGCACGCGCAAAGUGGACAACAUCUGGAUUGCGCUCGUCUCGCCAAGCUCCGCGCGUUGAUUGUUAAUUGUCGCACGGCUUUGUGGAAAAGAGACACCGUGCAGAUAGAUCUACUACCAAGAGACACCUAGUGCUGCAACCAGGUAAUAUUGCAACAUGCUGCACCCACCCGGCGCAGACUUGACAGGCAUCGGCCUCCUGUCGCUGUAAACCUCUGCUCCUCGAGACCUCAGCCCGGCUGAACCCUAUUACCCGGUGCUGCCAUGCUGCGUGUAGUGCUCUGCCCCAGGUCGUUGGCCAAGUCGGCCCAUUAUUGGCCAUUACCCAUGCUCCUGCUGGAGCUGCUGAUACCGGGAGUCCUGCCCAACACCUCCAGAUUAACACCGGCAGCCAAACGUGAGAUCAUCAUGGAGGGGGACUUGGUGAUCGGAGGCUUGUUCCCGGUACACCACAAAGGUGAUGGGAUGGAAGACUGUGGCAAGAUCAACAAGGAGAGAGGGAUCCAGAGACUGGAAGCCAUGCUGCUGGCACUUGAUGAGAUAAACUCCAGCGACCGCAUCCUUCCCGGACUCCAGCUGGGGGCCCACAUCCUGGACACUUGUUCCAAGGACACUUAUGCUCUGGAGCAGUCCCUCGAUUUUGUCAGGGCGUCCCUCACCAAGGUGCACGAUCCGGGCUUCAUCUGCCCCGAUGGCUCCAGACCCGUCCAGAACGAGGUCCCAAUUGCCAUUUCGGGGGUCAUUGGAGGAUCGUACAGUGACGUUUCCAUUCAGGUGGCUAACCUCCUGCGAUUGUUCCAGAUCCCUCAGAUCAGCUACGCCUCCACCAGCUCAAAGCUCAGCGACAAGACCCGAUACGACUACUUUGCCCGAACUGUACCUCCUGACUUUUACCAGGCCAAGGCCAUGGCGGAGAUCCUGCGUUACUUCAACUGGACUUACGUGUCAACAGUAGCAUCAGAGGGCGACUAUGGCGAGACCGGCAUCGACGCCUUCCAGCAGGAGGCCCGCAACCGCCAAGUCUGCAUCGCCACUUCAGCCAAGGUGAGCCGCACCAUGAACCGCCAGGGCUACGACAACGUGAUCCGCGCUCUGCAGCAGAAGUCCAACGCCAAGGUGGUCAUCCUGUUCACCCGCAGCGAAGACGCCCGCGAGCUGCUGGUGUCGGCCGCCCGCAUGAACGCCACCUUCAUCUGGGUGGCCAGCGACGGGUGGGGAGCGCAGGAGAGCGUGGUGAGGGGCAGCGAGAUUGCAGCAGACCGGGCCUUCACCAUAGAGCUGGCUUCCUACCCAAUCAGAGAGUUCGAAGACUACUUCACCAAGCUGAACCCGUACACCAACACAAGGAACCCGUGGUUCAAAGAGUUCUGGGAGCACCGCUUUGGCUGUAGCCUUCAGGAAGCAGGCUGCAGCGAUAACAACCUCAGAGAUGGGACUUUCGAGCAGGAGUCCAAGAUCAUGUUUGUGGUAAAUGCAGUGUAUGCCAUGGCCUAUGCCCUGCACAACAUGAGGCAAGCGGUAUGCUCCAACACAUCCAAGGUCUGUGACGCCAUGAAGCCGGGAAAUGGCAAAAGGUUCUACAAGGAGUUCAUCUUGAAGACCAAGUUUGAAGCUCCAUUCCGACCUGUAGACACACAGAACAUGGUGCGCUUUGACUCCUUCGGCGACAGCAUCAGCCGCUACAACAUUUUUCAUUACCACAAAGAAGAGGGAAAGUUUGUUUACAGAAAAGUUGGCUACUGGGACCAACACCUGACCCUGAACACCAGCCUGGUCCCCUGGCCCGACCUUGUACCGCCCACUUCCCAGUGCAGUGACCCCUGCCGGAAGAACGAGGUAAAGAGCAUGCAGCCUGGAGAUGUGUGCUGCUGGAUUUGUAUCCCCUGUCAGCCCUACCAGUACCUGCAAGAUGCAUUCACCUGUGCUGACUGUAGCUUUGGUCAGUGGCCCCUGUCUAACUUGACCGGCUGCUAUGAUCUACCUGAAGAAUAUAUCCGGUGGGAGGACGCGUGGGCCAUUGGGCCAGUCACCAUCUCCUGCCUUGGCAUACUGUGUACUCUGUCGGUCGUGGGCCUGUUCCUCAAGAACAAUGAGACGCCUGUGGUCAAAGCCAGCGGACGUGAACUCUCUUACAUCCUGCUGUUGGGAGUGCUGAUGUGCUACCUCAUGACCUUCAUCUACAUAGCCAAACCGUCCACUGCCGUUUGCACCCUACGCCGCCUCGGCCUGGGCACGUCGUUCGCAGUGUGUUACUCGGCUCUGCUCACCAAGACCAACCGCAUCGCUCGCAUCUUCAGCGGCGUGAAGGACGGAGCUCAGCGGCCGCGCUUCAUCAGCCCCGCUUCCCAGGUGGCCAUUUGCGGCGCUCUCAUCUCCUGUCAGCUGCUGGUGGCUGUUAUAUGGCUGCUGGUGGAGGUGCCGGGGGUUCGGAAAGAGGUGGGCCCGGAGAGGAGAGACGUGGUCACCCUCAAGUGCAGCAGCAGGGACUCCAGCAUGCUCAUGUCACUCACUUACAACUGCAUCCUCAUCAUCCUCUGCACCGUCUAUGCAUUCAAGACUCGAAAGUGCCCUGAAAAUUUCAACGAGGCCAAGUUCAUCGGGUUCACUAUGUACACCACCUGCAUCAUCUGGCUCGCUUUUCAGCCCAUCUUCUAUGUCACUGCCAGUGACUACAGGGUGCAGACCACGACCAUGUGCAUAUCCGUCAGUCUGAGUGGUUCGGUGGUUCUCGGCUGCCUCUUCGCUCCGAAAGUUCACAUCAUCCUGUUUCAGCCCCAGAAAAACGUGGCCUCACUGAGAGUCACAGCCAACCGCUUCAGUGCCACAGUGUCUGCCACUGCCUCCGCUCCGAGCUCCAGCUACUCCAAAGGAUCAGCCUCUAACUACGUGCCAGCAGUAUGCAACGGCCGCGAGGUGGUGGACUCCACAACGUCUUCUUUGUAAAAAAAAAAAGGAAGAAAAAAGGUUCCCUCUAUAAGCACAAGAGGCCAUUGCAUCAUUACUCGUCCUUCCAUCCAACAGGGCUCCACCUCAGAGCCCCUUUUCCAUCCAACAUAACUCUGUCUGGGUAGACUGACAGGGGAAAGGCUAAUUCUUAACUGUGAAGGCUAAACUAUGUUCCUACAGCAAGCAGUAUGUAUCAAUUGUAGAUUUAUUAUUCUGUGAUCUCCUUGGUUUACAGAUAUAGAUGUGAUUAAAUGCACCGUGCCUUGUCCUUAAGAGUCUUGUUGUCUAAUGGGUGGUUGUGAAGCAAUAGUGUUGUACAAAAACAAAAGGCUGUUCUUAUCUUGUCCUUUUAAGUGCUGUGAAUAUAUCCAAAUAAUGUAGACAUCAACAAAAAAAGAUAUAAAAUAAAUUUACCCCUUCUGUUCCCUAAAAUAAGUGAUUAACUUUUGUGAACGUGAUUAAAAGUAGGAAAAUAGACAAUAUACAGGAGGUGUGUUAUUGUAGACUGGUUUAACAGUGUGUGCUUUACUGUCAUUUAUGGAAAUAAAAUGUUUGUUUUUUAAAUUAAAAAAUGAAAUACUGUUUGGUUGGGGUUCACUCAUGCAUUUCUUCAUAAAUUAUCAAACUAAAUCCAAAUCAACAGCUUUUGCAAACAGGCUUUGAUUAUUUCCCGCUGUCUUAAUACCAAAUGAACUGCCUUUAAAAUGUCUUUAGUUGAAUCCAUGUACAGCAUUACUGAGUAACAAAGUGAAGAAAACAAACAGGUGAAGAUGUUGAGUUGUGAGGUAUUAACAUGACAUUUAAGUCUGCUCUAUUACAGUAUGUGCAAUUAAAGAUGAACAUAACCUCCAUGUAUCUUUUAUACUCAUUGGACUUUCCUGACAUUUAAUUAAACAACUUGCCAACUG